Messenger RNA from Pygocentrus nattereri (red-bellied piranha), 2612 nucleotides. RefSeq lists its product as uncharacterized. Gene Ontology annotation, biological process: positive regulation of calcium ion import; negative regulation of endocytosis; negative regulation of extrinsic apoptotic signaling pathway. Bases 192 to 2354 code for a protein of 720 amino acids. Gene Ontology annotation, cellular component: nucleus; immunological synapse. The record is from RefSeq and is a predicted model, not a curated record. The transcript has 20 exons. Gene Ontology annotation, molecular function: laminin binding; IgE binding; carbohydrate binding. NCBI's taxonomy places the organism in Eukaryota, Metazoa, Chordata, Actinopteri, Characiformes, Serrasalmidae.
AAAGCCGUAUAGAAGUGCUUUAUGGUUUUGUGAGACUCAGACUGAAUCUUUGCUUGAGGAACCCUUUGUUCACUGAUCAAACCAGCUUGUACUUUCAUACCUUCCACCAGUUCCUGAGAACAUUAGAGCCAUCCACUGGUAAACGAGCUGGACUGAAGAACUUUGGACUUGAGAAUAAUCCACUGCAAACCAUGGCCAGCAAGGCCUCGCCCCUUUACCUGGUUUUUGCUCUCCUGUGUACCGACCUAUCUUCAGUCCGACCACCCUCUGAGAGCUGCUUCCUAAGAGUUCCGUAUGUGCGGGUCCUGCCUGAAGGACUCAAAGACCAAACACAGAUCACCAUCCGUGGAGAGCCCAAACCAAACGCUGAAAAAUUCGCCAUUGACAUCUGUAAAGGUGAUGAUAUAGCCUUUCAUUUCAACCCUCGCUUCAAUGAGGAUGGGAAGCAGGUGAUCGUGAGGACCACCAGGAUUAGAGAUGUUUGGGGUCCUGAGGAGAGAGAACUUCCCUUCUUCCCUUUCAGUCCUGGAAAACCCUUUGAGAUCAAGAUUUUGUGCACAUCCUCUGGAUACAGAGUGGAAGUGAACAAUGAGUAUUUGCUGCAUUAUUCACAUCGCAUCAAGGAGCUUCACCAGAUAACACACAUCCAGAUUCGUCAGAACGUGGUCCUCAAGCAUGUUCACAUUGAGAGCUGCUUCCUAAGAGUUCCGUAUGUGCAGGUCCUGCCUGAAGGACUCAAAGACCAAACACAGAUCACCAUCAGUGGAGAGCCCAAACCAAACGCUGAAAAAUUCGCCAUUGACAUCUGUAAAGGUGAUAAUAUAGCCUUUCAUUUCAACCCUCGCUUCAAUGAGGAUGGGAAUCAGGUGAUCGUGAGGACCACCAGGAUUGAAGGUGUUUGGGGUCCUGAGGAGAGAGAACUUCCCUUCUUCCCUUUCAGUCCUGGAAAACCCUUUGAGAUCAAGAUUUUGUGCACAUCCUCUGGAUACAGAGUGGAAGUGAACAAUGAGUAUUUGCUGCAUUAUUCACAUCGCAUCAAGGAGCUUCACCAGAUAACACACAUCCAGAUUCGUCAGAACGUGGUCCUCAAGCAUGUUCACAUUGACUUCACCCCACAAGUUCCUUAUCUGCAAGAUCUGCCUGAAGGACUCACGGACAACGCGCUCAUCACCAUCCGUGGAGAGCCCAAAGGAAACGCUGAAAGAUUCGACAUUAACAUCCAUAAAGGUGAUGAUAUAGCCUUUCAUUUCAACCCUCGCUUCAAUGAGGAUGGGAAUCAGGUGAUCGUGAGGACCACCAGGAUUGAAGGUGUUUGGGGUCCUGAGGAGAGAGAACUUCCCUUCUUCCCUUUCAGUCCUGGAAAACCCUUUGAGAUCAAGAUUUUCUGCACCUCCUCUGACUACAGGGUUGAAGUUGACGGGAAGCAUUUGCUGAAUUAUGGACAUCGUAUGAAGCAGCUUGACCAGAUAACACACCUCUACAUUCAGCAAGAUGUUGUCCUCAAAUAUAUCCACAUAGACUUCACCCUACAAGUUCCUUAUCGGCAAGAUCUGCCUGAAGGACUCACGGACAACGCGCUCAUCACCAUCCGUGGAGAGCCCAAAGCAAACGCUGAAAGAUUCGCCAUUGACAUCUGUAAAGGUGAUGACGUGGCCUUUAAUUUCAACCCUCGCUUCAAUGAGGAUGGGAAGCAGGUGAUCGUGAGGACCACCAGGAUUAGAGAUGUUUGGGGUCCUGAGGAGAGAGAACUUCCCUUCUUCCCUUUCAGUCCUGGAAAACCCUUUGAGAUCAAGAUUUUCUGCACCUCCUCUGACUACAGGGUUGAAGUUGACGGGAAGCAUUUGCUGAAUUAUGGACAUCGUAUGAAGCAGCUUGACCAGAUAACACACCUCUACAUUCAGCAAGAUGUUGUCCUCAAAUAUGUCCGCAUAGACUUCACCCUACAAGUUCCUUAUCAGCAAGAUCUGCCUGAAGGACUCACGGACAACGCGCUCAUCACCAUCCGUGGAGAGCCCAAAGGAAACGCUGAAAGAUUCGCCAUUGACAUCUGUAAAGGUGAUGACGUGGCCUUUAAUUUCAACCCUCGCUUCAAUGAGGAUGGGAAGCAGGUGAUCGUGAGGACCACCAGGAUUAGAGAUGUUUGGGGUACUGAGGAGAGAGAACUUCCCUUCUUCCCUUUCAGUCCUGGAAAACCCUUUGAGAUCAAGAUUUUCUGCACCUCCUCUGACUACAGGGUUGAAGUUGACGGGAAGCAUUUGCUGAAUUAUGGACAUCGUAUGAAGCAGCUUGACCAGAUAACACACCUCUACAUUCAGCAAGAUGUUGUCCUCAAAUAUAUCCACAUAGAACUUUGAGGAGAAACAGCAGACGCUCCUGCAGCAGGAAGGAGAACUGAAACCUGUUUACCUGUUUAGGGUUCAUUCUGAUAUCCAUCUGUUCCUCUAGGUUGUCUGUGUAUCUGCUGAUUGGCUAUGACUACUGAAUACUGUUUACUCAUGUCUGCUGAUUUGCUGAGAUCAUCUUAUACUCAGAGGCUGGCAGAGAGGGAGACAGAGAGAGAGACAGAGAGAGAGAGAGAGACAGACAGAGAGAGAGAGAGAAAGACAGAGAGA